Suillus subaureus is the source of this 704-nucleotide messenger RNA. RefSeq lists its product as uncharacterized. NCBI's taxonomy places the organism in Eukaryota, Fungi, Basidiomycota, Agaricomycetes, Boletales, Suillaceae. The transcript is spliced from 5 exons. The coding region runs from base 171 to 590 and encodes 139 amino acids. The record is from RefSeq and is a predicted model, not a curated record.
GCGAACCCUCGAUUGUGGAUGAGUCUAUAAUGACAUUGGUAGGAUUGGAUCUCUCAGCUCAAUAUCUCCAAUCGUCCACCGACUGGGACCAACCUCCCGUUUCUGAUUUCACCUUGAGCCGGGAUAAACUAGAAGCCGCUAUUGCGCAAACAGUUGCACAAGUCACUUGAAUGGCAGAGCGAAUGAAUGGAGGAAUUCAACCUGGCAAUGGGACGGCCCUUGCCUAUGAGGAGGUGAUCGCCCUACGCCUGAAUAUCACCCUUCUUCCUUUGCUGUUUGCGACCUCUGCGUCGGUGAUCAUGUUGGGAUUGGCUCUACACAUGACAAGAGCAUUUCAUCCAUCCCGCAACAGUCGGGCUCCUAUCUCAAAUGCAGGUGCACUGCAACUCUUAUGGUUGGGCUAUCAUUCAGCAUCUGUCCAUAAAGCUUUGCAACAUGUGGAACAUCCGACGGAGGCUAACUUACGUCGUGCAGGCAUGAUGGAUGUUUCUUUUGCAAGCAUGACAUCUGACGAAGAGUUGCCAAUGAAGAGUUUCAUUGAUGGUCUCCCUGUCCAGGCGGUUGACCAUGACGAUAGGAUGUCACAUUGAGUUUGAAAACGUUGGACACGAUAAAGACUGUAACAUCUUGGUGUUGGCCAUGUGUAAUAUGCAUAAUGCCUGUCAGAAGUCUUCGUCGAAUACUGUGCAUGGCAACUCCAAUAU